AUGCCGGUAACAGUGUUUGUUUGGUUUUUGAUUACCUGUAAGGUGUGGUCGCAAGUCGUUGGAAUCCAAAUAAACUACAUCAAGGUGCCUAUGGCCGUCAAGAAUGACUCCAAAUCAGCAAUAGUUCUGGAUUGCGACUAUUCAUUACGACCAGAUGAUACGUAUUUAGUAGUUAAAUGUAUACCAGUGGAUUCCCCCUCAAGCCCCGCAAAGCUACGGGGUAUUGAAGAACAAGGUGGACUUGAAAUAUAG
Acanthoscelides obtectus is the source of this 252-nucleotide messenger RNA. The record is from the annotation of a GenBank genome assembly. NCBI's taxonomy places the organism in Eukaryota, Metazoa, Arthropoda, Insecta, Coleoptera, Chrysomelidae.